AUGGCACCUAUUGCGGUCUCUCCAGAACCUGCGGUAUCGCCCUCUGCCACCCACUCUCUGUCGUCUGUAACAACUGCCUACGAUGAUAGCCUGCGAUUCUACCUCAACGGUACCAAAGUGGUGAUCGACAACAUCGACCCCGAGACCACACUCCUCGAAUACCUCCGUGGCAUUGGCCUUACGGGAACAAAGCUGGGAUGUGCUGAAGGAGGUUGUGGAGCUUGUACAGUCGUAGUCUCACAAUUCAACCCUACAACGAAGAAGAUCUACCAUGCGAGUGUGAAUGCUUGUCUGGCGCCGCUGGUCAGCGUGGAUGGCAAGCAUGUUAUCACAAUCGAGGGAAUUGGGAAUACCAAAAGGCCGCAUCCUACACAGGAGAGAAUCGCCAAAGGAAAUGGAAGCCAGUGCGGAUUCUGUACACCGGGCAUAGUCAUGAGUCUGUAUGCUCUUCUGCGAAACGAUUCGAGUCCCUCGGAACAUGAUGUCGAGGAAGCAUUUGACGGAAAUCUAUGCAGAUGUACUGGAUAUCGACCUAUAUUGGAUGCGGCUCAGACAUUCAGUGUGGAUAAGUCUUGUGGCAAGGCAAAGGUAAAUGGCGGUGGUGGAUGCUGUAUGGAGAAUGGGAAUGGUGGCGGUGGCUGCUGCAAAGAUGGCUUCAAGGAUGACCAGCCGAUCAAGCGUUUUACACCCCCUGGAUUUAUCGAGUACAACCCUGACACGGAGCUCAUAUUUCCUCCUUCUCUUACCAAGCAUGAAUUCAGACCAUUGGCUUUUGGCAAUAAGAGAAAGAGGUGGUACCGCCCGGUCACGAUUGAACAGCUUCUGGAAAUCAAGAGCGUUUAUCCUUCGGCCAAGAUCAUUGGCGGCUCGACGGAAACUCAAAUAGAGAUCAAGUUCAAGGGCAUGCAGUACACAGCUUCUGUCUUUGUCGGUGAUAUUCCAGAGCUGCGGCAAUAUACCUUCAAGGAUGGUCACCUUGAGAUUGGCGGGAAUGCCAUUCUCACUGAUUUGGAGGCGAUUGCACUCAAGGCUAUAGAUCAUUAUGGCCCUGUGAAAGGUCAGGUUUUUGCCGCAAUCCAUAAGCAGUUGAAGUACUUUGCAGGUCGUCAGAUCAGAAAUGUCGGAACGCCAGCUGGUAACCUCGCUACUGCAUCUCCCAUCUCGGAUCUGAACCCAGUGUUCGUCGCAUCUAAUGCCAUCAUUGUGGCCAAGUCAUUAGACAAGGAAACUGAGAUUCCAAUGUCACAAUUCUUCAAAGGGUAUCGAAUGACUGCGCUUCCACCAGAUGCAAUUAUCGCAAGCAUUCGCAUUCCGGUCACAAGCGAGAAGGGAGAGUUUUUCCAGGCUUUCAAACAGGCGAAGCGGAAGGACGAUGAUAUUGCGAUCGUCAAUGCUGCUCUUCGAGUCUCCCUCAGUGAUAAACACGUUGUGGAAAGCGCUGAUCUCGUGUAUGGUGGUAUGGCUCCUACGACUGUAGCUGCGAAGACUGCGGGAGCCUACCUUGUUGGUAAGUCCUUAAUAGAUCCAGCAACAUUGGAAGGCACCAUGAAUGCACUGGAACAAGACUUUGAUCUUCGCUUUGGAGUGCCUGGGGGUAUGGCAACUUACCGGAAGUCACUUGCGCUGGGGUUCUUCUACCGCUUUUACCAUGAGGUGCUCUCGAAGCUUGAGGUGCAGGAAGCGGAUCCGGAUCAAGAAGUUAUUGCAGAGAUCGAAAGAUCGAUUUCGAUGGGGAAAGAAGACCGUGACGCAACUGUCGCCUAUCAACAGAACAUUCUUGGUAAAGCAAAUCCUCAUGUGGCAGCAUUGAAACAGACAACAGGAGAAGCUCAAUAUACAGAUGAUAUCCCGGUCCAAAAGAAUGAGCUCUAUGGCUGUCUUGUGCUGUCAACUAAAGCUCAUGCCAAAGUCCUCUCGGUAGACUAUUCCCCUGCGAUGGAUGUCCCUGGAGUUGUCCGAUUCGUGGAUCAUACCGAUAUGCCAUCGCCAGAAGCCAACUACUGGGGCGCCCCCGUUUGCGAUGAGCCAUUUUUUGCUGUCGACGAGGUUUUCACUGCUGGUCAGCCAAUUGGUAUUGUCUUAGCCGACAGUGCCGCGCAUGCCUCGCUAGGAGCAAGAGCUGUCAAGGUCGAAUAUGAGGAACUUCCAGCGAUAUUCACGAUCGAGGAGGCAAUCGAGAAGGAGAGCUUCUUUGAGCAUUACAGAUAUAUCAAGAAGGGAGACACAGCAGAAGCAUUCAAGAAUGCAGAUCAUGUGUUUACUGGCGUUACUAGGAUGGGUGGGCAAGAGCAUUUCUAUCUUGAGACUAACGCUGUUGUCGCUGUGCCGAAGCCAGAAGAUGGGGAGAUGGAGAUUUAUGCUAGUACACAGAAUCCUACCGAAACGCAAACCUACGUUGCAAAAGUAUGCGACGUUGCUGCCAACAAAGUCGUUUCGAAAGUCAAGCGUCUAGGUGGUGGCUUUGGCGGCAAAGAGACCAGAUCAAUACAGCUUACCUGUAUUGUAGCACUUGCCGCCAAGAAAACUGGGCGACCUGUUCGCUGCAUGUUGAACCGCGACGAAGAUAUGGUGACGUCUGGCCAGAGACAUCCUUUCCUUGCCCAUUGGAAAGUCGCAGUGAACAAGGAUGGAAAGCUCCAAGCUCUAGAUGCGGACGUUUUCUGCAACGGUGGUUGGACCCAAGACCUGAGUGCCGCUGUUUGCGACAGAGCAUUGUCCCAUAUCGACGGCUGUUAUCUCAUCCCUAAUGUUGAUGUACGAGGUAGGCUAGCGAAGACCAAUACCAUGAGCAAUACAGCUUUCCGAGGGUUUGGAGGACCGCAGGGUAUCUUCAUCUCGGAGUCUUAUAUGGAGGAGAUCUCCGACCGUUUGGACAUUCCUGUUGAGAGGCUUCGGGAGAUAAAUUUCUAUAAGCCGGAUGAGGAGACCCAUUUUAACCAGAGUCUUAAGGAUUGGCAUGUCCCAAUCAUGUACCAGCAAGUAAAGGAGGAAUCGAACUACGCGGAGCGUCGAGAAGCCAUAACCAAGUUCAACGCUGAGCAUAAGUGGAAGAAGCGAGGUCUUUCUCUCAUCCCAACGAAAUUUGGUAUAUCCUUUACAGCGCUCUUCCUCAACCAGGCCGGUGCUUUGGUUCACAUUUAUCACGAUGGCUCUGUUCUGGUCGCUCAUGGUGGAACAGAAAUGGGACAAGGUCUCCAUACAAAGAUGACAAUGAUUGCGGCCGAAGCACUGGGAGUGCCAUUGCAAGAUGUGUUCAUCUCGGAAACUGCUACUAACACAGUGGCAAACACUUCGUCAACUGCUGCAUCUGCAUCGUCAGAUUUGAAUGGCUACGCAAUUUUUAAUGCUUGUGCCCAGCUCAAUGAAAGACUUGCACCUUUCCGAGAAAAAUUUGGAAAGGAUGCUCCGAUGAGCAAACUUGCAAGUGCGGCGUACUUCGAGCGAGUGAAUCUCUCGGCAAAUGGAUUCUACAAAACACCAGAUAUUGGAUAUACUUGGGGACCCAACACAGGGAUGAUGUUUUACUACUUUACCCAAGGCGUCUCUGCCGCCGAAGUCGAGGUCGACACUCUGACUGGUGACUGGACAUGUCGACGAGCAGACGUCAAAAUGGACAUCGGACGCUCGAUCAACCCUUCCAUCGACUACGGUCAAAUCGAAGGAGCCUUCGUACAAGGCAUGGGUCUCUUUACCACCGAAGAAUCUCUCUGGUUUCGAGGCGGCCCUAUGAAAGGCCAGCUCGCUACUCGUGGCCCCGGCGCCUACAAGAUCCCCGGGUUCCGCGACAUCCCGCAAGAAUUCAACGUCUCGCUUCUCAAGGACGUGACAUGGGAGAAUCUCCGCACCGUGCAGCGCAGUAGAGGUGUCGGCGAGCCACCACUGUUCAUGGGUAGCUCUGUCUUCUUCGCUAUUCGCGAUGCGCUAAAGGCUGCUAGGAGCCAGUAUGGUGUCAAGGCCGAAGUGGGGGAGGAUACGAAAGGGGAUGGUUUACUGGUUUUGGAGAGUCCGGCGACGCCAGAAAGGAUUAGGACCAGUUGUGUGGAUCCGAUUAUCAAGAGGGCAUUGGUUACGCCGAGGGAGGGGGAGAAGAGCUUCUUUAUUGCGAUUUGA
Messenger RNA from Cadophora gregata, 4110 nucleotides. RefSeq lists its product as uncharacterized. NCBI's taxonomy places the organism in Eukaryota, Fungi, Ascomycota, Leotiomycetes, Helotiales, Ploettnerulaceae. The coding region runs from base 1 to 4110 and encodes 1369 amino acids. The record is from RefSeq and is a predicted model, not a curated record. The transcript is spliced from 3 exons. Gene Ontology annotation, molecular function: xanthine dehydrogenase activity; 2 iron, 2 sulfur cluster binding; FAD binding.